Penicillium riverlandense is the source of this 516-nucleotide messenger RNA. RefSeq lists its product as uncharacterized. The transcript has a single exon. Bases 1 to 516 code for a protein of 171 amino acids. Lineage: Eukaryota; Fungi; Ascomycota; Eurotiomycetes; Eurotiales; Aspergillaceae. The record is from RefSeq and is a predicted model, not a curated record.
AUGUACGCGGACCCGGACGAAAUGAGAGAGCCGCAAAGAGAGUUCGUUGCCCUAAAUGAAUUGUCGAGGAUCCCGAAACUGAUUCAGCUCCUUUCAAGGUACUGCGUGAUCGCGGCGCUCAAGUCCAACUUUGCAAAAAUCCAUAAAGCGUGGAUCCCAAUGGACUAUAACACGGGCGGUUGUGAAGGCGAUCUGGGAGAUGGAACCAUAUAUUUGUGGCAGAAUUUGCAAGAUUAUAGCGAGAAAGUCCAGCUGAUUGACGGAUAUUUUAUGAGUCUGGGUUUGGACUGGGACGCGCGAAGAACACUGAUGGUCUCUGAAUAUUCUGGAGAUACUGGAGCCGUCCAGCUCUGCCUUCCUGAGGCGCAAUUGAAUGGCAAGGGAGGCCAUUUGGAUUUGAAGGUUUGGUGCUCUACAAAUAGGGACGACGUCAAUUUUGGCAAUGUGGAAAUUAUGGACUGGAACAAUUUUGAGAAAUCUGGCCAGAUGCCUGAUCUGUCGGAUCUAGGGUUCUAA